AUGACGUCACGCCGCAACGCAACCCUUCUCUGCAUUCCCCCACCUGCAGAGCCCAGAAGAAGGAGAAAAGAAGAAAAAGAAAGGAGACUAGCUGAAGGAAUGGAAAGGAGAGCAGAAGGAGAGGAGAGGCGAGGAGAAGAAAAGGAGCGCAGAGCAAAAGGAGAGGAGAAGGAAAGGAGAGCAGAGCAAAAGGAGAACAAAAGGAGAGGAGAGGAGAGGAGAGCAGAGCAGAAGAGAGAAAAAAGGAAAGGAAGGGAAAGCAGAAGGAAAGGAGGGGACAGCAGGGAAGAACGAGAGCAAAAGGAAAGGAGGGGAGAACAGAAGGAGUCAAGGAGGAGAAGACAAUGUCAGAAGGAGGCAAACAAAAGGGGAUUGGAGCAGGAAGGACAACUUGGAAGACAAGUGAUCCCUCCACUUUAUCCUAUCAAUGUAUUUACGUUAUUGAUUAUGUGA
Molecule: messenger RNA, 453 nt
Organism: Pelobates cultripes (western spadefoot toad)
Lineage: Eukaryota; Metazoa; Chordata; Amphibia; Anura; Pelobatidae
Source: the annotation of a GenBank genome assembly